Fragaria vesca subsp. vesca is the source of this 814-nucleotide messenger RNA. Its product is annotated as peptidyl-prolyl cis-trans isomerase FKBP15-2-like. NCBI's taxonomy places the organism in Eukaryota, Viridiplantae, Streptophyta, Magnoliopsida, Rosales, Rosaceae. The transcript is spliced from 6 exons. Gene Ontology annotation, molecular function: peptidyl-prolyl cis-trans isomerase activity. The coding region runs from base 43 to 483 and encodes 146 amino acids. The record is from RefSeq and is a predicted model, not a curated record. Gene Ontology annotation, biological process: protein peptidyl-prolyl isomerization.
AUUAGAAGAAGAAAAGCUCUCGACGAACACUUGAGACUCAAAAUGAGGAUGAAGGCUGCUACCAUUAUCUUGAUUCUGCCUCUUCUUUCGUUCUUGGCUUUUGCGGGGAAGGUCGCCGAUGUCAAAACCUUGCAGAUUGGUGUCAAGUAUAAGCCAAAGACUUGUGAACUUAAGGCUCGCAAAGGUGAUAAAGUCAGGGUACACUACCGGGGAAAACUCACUGAUGGAACCGUCUUUGAUUCUAGUUUUGAAAGGGGUGAUCCAAUUGCUUUUGAGCUUGGAGUUGGUCAAGUUAUAAAAGGAUGGGACCAAGGAAUUUCGGGAAUGUGCGUUGGCGAGAAGCGGAAGUUGAAAAUACCUGCACAUAUGGGCUAUGGGGAUCAGGGUUCUCCACCAACUAUUCCAGGUGGUGCCACACUGAUCUUCGACACUGAACUCGUUGAGAUUUUGGGGAGAGAUUCAGACAAAGAUGCGGAGCUGUAGUGGAAUAAUUCCUGGCUAGAGCUUCCGUUUUGGUUUUUCAUAUUUAGCGUUCCUAAUGAAAUUCCUCAGCAACCGGUGACUUGGAGAGGCAAAAUGUUUUUUUGCUUUAUAGUCAAUAUCAGACUACGCUGCAUUUUUUAAUCUAAGAUUGUAAGUUAGUGUUACAAAUGGCUCCUCUAUUUCUAUUUGUUUACUUUUUCCGUCACUUUGCAUCGCCUCCGGAGAACUUCAUUUUUCAGAUAUUACUAUCACAGCUGAAGGUUGAGAAAUAUCAAACAUGUUCUCUUAGCUCAUGCCUCAUAGUAACCGGAUACCUGUUGGUUUGUUGGGU